UCAUUCUGAGACAGGAGGAAGUCCCUGCUCCCUGGGCCUGUGCCUCUCUGUCCUCUGCCUAGAGGAAGGGGGAAGCCAGUGGCCUGUUUGGGGGCCCAGCCCCCAAUCCCACCCAGCAGAGGAAGCCAAGGUCGGGGCGGCUGUGAUUGCUCCCUGAUCCUGGAGAGGAAACUGGUUGAUUUCCAGCUGACAAGGAGCUAGGAGGCUCACACACCAUCUUGCCUGGGUCCUAGGCAAGCGAGUUGGACUGCGUGCUCUUCCUUGGCAGAUGGGGAAACUAAGCCUCAAGAAGGGUGAAUGACUUGUCCAGUACAACCCAGCCAGGAAGUAAGAGAGUUGGGGUCAGAGCUAGAGUCUGGCCAGUUCCAGAGCCCCUGAGGGUAGACCAGGUGACACCAGGUGUUUCCAGGGCAGAAUGGCCCAGGAUCUCAGGGAGAAAGAGCUACUGAAGAUGGAGGUGGAACAAUUGAAGAAGGAGGUGAAGAGCCCCCGAGCUCCGAUUUCCAAGACAGGAAAGGAAAUCAAGGAUUAUGUGGAGGCCCAAGCAGGGAAUGACCCUCUUCUCAAAGGCAUCCCGGAGGACAAGAAUCCUUUCAAGGAGAAAGGCACCUGUCGGAUUAGCUGAUGGCCCAGAGCCCUUAGCCCUGAAUAUCGGUCCUUCAUCAGCCAGGAUCAAAUCCUGGGAUACCCAGGAUCUUCUCUUAUUGCAAUGAGUAAAGAUGCCAAUGAAAGCCUGUGUA
Molecule: messenger RNA, 740 nt
Organism: Dipodomys spectabilis (banner-tailed kangaroo rat)
Lineage: Eukaryota; Metazoa; Chordata; Mammalia; Rodentia; Heteromyidae
Gene: Gngt2
Product: G protein subunit gamma transducin 2
Exons: 5
Coding region: 416-625 (69 amino acids)
Biological process (GO): G protein-coupled receptor signaling pathway
Cellular component (GO): heterotrimeric G-protein complex
Molecular function (GO): G-protein beta-subunit binding
Source: RefSeq, a predicted model, not a curated record